UGCAUCGUGCAAUCGAAAUCAAAGUUAAUAGCACCGAGGAGCAAGUAAACAGCUCUAACGUUCCUGGGAGCCAUCGUGGAAAAGAUCAUCAUUACCUUUGGCAUAGACUGUCUUUAAGGGGGAAACCCCCUAACAGUAAAAGUAAAACUUCUGACGUAAAGUCCUCACGAUUGAUUAGGUCUAACUCGCAACACCACGUUGAAAAUAAGGAUACACAGAAAGAGAGGCAGCGAGAAUGGGGAUCCCAGAGAGACCUCAGGCUCUUUUCCAACCGUAAAGAAUGCUUCCAGUCGAAAUCGCGUUUCAGCCAAGACUUAGAACUUUCUAUCCACUGCCAUAAGCAUUCCCAAUCUUUCUCUGAAUGCAAUAAGAGUCCUAAGGUUCGAAAUCAAACACUGUCCGUUGAAGAGAUAAACCAGCCUAGUCUGAACUCCAGUGAGACGUCCCUCACAUCUCAACAUCUUUUCGGCAACAGUUCUGAAAUAGUGCUUCUUCAGCUUCACCCCACGCGCCAACAGAGGUCAGCGCGUAAGCUGACCAAGGAUUCUGGGUACGAGACCAGUGCCCAAAGUGAGCCAGAUUAUGUCAAUACAGAUUGGCUGGGCGAAGUUGGUGGAAAGCACAUUCGAACUUUUUCGCUGUCACCUGUCCAAAGAUACUCUGAAAUCCAGGAUAACCAACAGACUUCAGCUCCUACUGUGUCAAGCAGCAGGUCAAGUGAGAGGUCGGUCAAGGACGUUAAAGAACAAUCAGGGUCAAGACUAUCCACAAGUUGCCUUUUGACUCAUUCUGAAGCAUCGAAAUGUCUUCGCCGGAGCCAAAGUUAUUCCCAAGGAUGUUCUUCAGAAAGAAGGAGAGAGGACCACGUUGAUCAGAAUCCAAUAUGUCCUUCAAAGAACAGUCAAAUGCAGAAGCGUUUUGACGCUCACAAGAGACUAAAUAACACACAACUACAAUUAAGUAGCCACAACUCAAGCUUAGAGUCUCACAGCAACCAGAAUAAGCUUCAACAUUUGGUCCAAAUCUCUAAUUCCAACAACAUUUCUGAACGCAUCCCAAAGGAUCAAUGCCCUAAUUUUCUUCCAACUUCAUCUACCACAUCUUCUGUGAACAACUCUUUUUCCUCUCCCAACCUGGGUGAAGAUGCAGACAUGGUUACAAGAAGGUUCAAGAAAGGUUCUGUGUAUGAAGCUUUAGCCUCCAAAAGUGGGUUAGAUUUUGCCCCUGUAAUUCAAGGUAAACCUUGUCGGGAAGGAAUCAACAGUGGUAAAAGCUUGUCCUAUUCUUCGGGACGUCGACAAUCUCUUGACCUUGGUGGAAGUUGUCUGAACAUCAAUAGUAAUACAGUAGAAGAAUAUAAAAAUUCGACUUCUGAUGCCAAAAACAAACGGUGCUUUUCUCAAGAAAAUUUGUUCCAUCAUGCCUAUGUCCCAAAUAAACAGCAAUUGAUAAAAAGCGAAAAAAAUACAAUUUCUCUUGAAAAAAUGGUGAUCAAUAAAGAAAUGAAUAGGGAAAAAUCCCCACCUCCUCCACCUCCCCCAAUUAGAAAAUCAAGUAUGGCAUAUCAUAAGUCAAUGCUUACUCAUGAAAAGUACCCAUCAUGGCCUGUAGCAUCCGUAGGACUAGAGUCUUCCUCGUUACCCGUAACAAUGGCUACUUACCGAUCUCAUUCCUGGACUGACCAGACAGACUAUCCUAAAGUUCGAAUAGCUUACUCUAGACCGAAGAAAUGCUUUAAAAUUUCAACCAAUCAAUUACAACCAGUACCGGAAAAGGGGACAGAAAACCCAAGUACCAAACGUACUGCAAAUCUUGAACCAGACGUUCGAAUCCCUUUGAAUGAUAGAAUGUUAGAUAGUGAACCAACAAUGGCCGAGAUUGAUUCGUCUUUAAGACAAGCUUUGAGUAAAGAAACAUCAGAGAACAUUGAAAAUAGUUCGCAGAACCGUCCAUCUUACAUCCCAAGAUGUUACGGUGAUAUAGACUACAACAUCCCUUCCCCACCAGAACGAGACAUUUCUAUCAAUCAGGAACGAGGUACCCACAAAGUAGAAUCUUGUUGGAGCAAAUAUAAUGACUUUUUGAAGCACUAUAAUGAGGAUUCUGCUUUGUCGACUUCAACCUAUGAAAGCCAGUUAUCACUAUGUAAGAAAGCUUUGGGCCAGGAUGGUAUUAAAACAGAACCUUGUGAAAACGGAACACCAUUUUUAGAUAGACUUCGAUUGGAAUACCAAGCGUUGAGCGCCACCUGGCCACCACCACUUAGCAGUGACUUUGUGGAAACACCUAGUGAAGCAGGAACCUUUGUGGAAAACGUAGAUAGUGGCAGUGGAAGUAGCCAGGAGACCUUGAAAUGGCAUGGCUCUUACAGUGACCUGAGUUCGUUUAGUGUCCAGAUGUCAAACCGAUCGUCAUUAUUUGAUAGUGGUCUUUCGACAAUGCCUGACAGUGGACGCUUGUCACCGCAGUCCUCCUGUGACGGAAGCGUAUCUACCAUCUUUCUGGAUCCAAGAACUCGAGCUUAUACAUUUGCAAGACAUGAUCUGCAACGGGAAAAUAUAGCCCACAGUUCCAAAGUUCAAGUUCCUAAGAGACACGAGUCAGAAAGUGUUCUAUACUACACACCAAUCCUGAGGCAUACUUACAGCAGAGGUUCUAAAAAUGUACAUAAAUCCGUUCCCAAAGAAGACGUAAACAAACAAGAAUCCACGGGAAUCAGUGUGUCUCAAAGAGUGAAGAUGAUCCAAUAUCAAGCAGAGGAACGAAAACUUAAUGUACCCCCGAGUUUUUCUUCGUCAUUUCCUGGUUUUUCGCAGGCGUUAAUAGAACAACAAAGCGUUGUUCGUAAUGGAGUAAAAAACUUAAACAGUAUAUCAAAACUAACCGUUUCCCAUGAGGAUACAUCUCAUCUUUCUGGUAAUGGAGGAAUAGAAAUUCGAGCAACAUCUAAUAAAGUACAUGAACAAGUAACAGAAGCAACCCACGUGUCAUCGAACCGCUGUGUUCGUAGUUCGUUAUCAGAAUCUGAUAACUCUGGACAAAGAGUAUUGUAUCUGGAUCCUGAAAAGAAGCAUCGUGUUUCUGAUCCAGAGCUAAAGGCGAUACAGAAACAAGCCGUGUUGGCAUUUUACCAAAGACAGAAAGGAAUCUCCGAAAGUCAACCAGUAGGCCAAGAACUCAGCUGUUCCAUAACUGUCGCUCCUCCAGUUGACAGCCCUAGGAAAUUGGCAAACCAGAAAGCCUUUUCCUUACCAGUAAACAACAAACGUUAUAUAGGAAAAAACCUUCAGUUGUCAAGAGCAACUGAGACGAAUACAAGAAGAUGUAGAAGUAGUGAGAAACUUGCUAGUGUACCCGAAGAUGCUAUGUUUGAAGGCAAACAGACAGAAACAUCAGAAUUCCAUCAAAUUAUAAGCUCAGACAAAAAUAAGAAAAUAGACUCGAAGCUGGUACAUCAACAAAGCCUAUCCGUCCCAGAUCUGACAGAUCUUCAGUUCAGUACGGUUAUCCCGUACACUUUAGAACCUCCAAAUAGUCGAAGGUCACUCGGUGACCAGUGGUCAUACGAAACUCUAGAUUCUGGACCAUUUAGUCUUCCGGUAAUAGUCAGCUGUGGAGACAAUGAUGAAUUAAGAAUAAACAAAGAACCAGGCACUCCCAGUAAGCUGACCACGUCCACUUCAAGCAGCAUCACACUG
Molecule: messenger RNA, 3698 nt
Organism: Limulus polyphemus (Atlantic horseshoe crab)
Lineage: Eukaryota; Metazoa; Arthropoda; Merostomata; Xiphosura; Limulidae
Exons: 3
Source: RefSeq, a predicted model, not a curated record